Molecule: messenger RNA, 1922 nt
Organism: Tripterygium wilfordii
Lineage: Eukaryota; Viridiplantae; Streptophyta; Magnoliopsida; Celastrales; Celastraceae
Product: amino acid permease 4-like
Exons: 6
Coding region: 228-1691 (487 amino acids)
Cellular component (GO): plasma membrane
Source: RefSeq, a predicted model, not a curated record
UCUCUUCUCCUUUCACUAUCCUUACCUUUACUUCACACUCUAUUUGGGAGUUUAGUGUCAGACAGAACUCCUCAGUCUAAAGUACAAAACCCAUAACUUGGUCAUUUGGGUUUGUAGUGUUAACAAGUAAAACACACCAUUUGUUCAAACACUUUGAGAACUUCAUUUUAAGCUCUCUAACCUAGUAAGAAAAAUCUUGUGUGUUUUGCUCUGUUCUGAUUACAAAGAUGGGUGAUAAUGCUGCUGCAAAGAACCAACACCACCACCACAACCAAGUAUUUGACAUCUCCAUUGAUGUGCUUCCUCAAAAUGACUCCAAAUGCUUCGAUGACGAUGGCCGUCUCAAACGAACUGGGACCAUAUGGACUGCUAGUGCUCACAUAAUAACAGCUGUGAUUGGAUCUGGAGUGCUCUCCUUAGCAUGGGCAAUUGCUCAGUUGGGAUGGAUUGCUGGCCCUGCUGUGAUGAUUUUAUUCUCCCUAGUCAGCUUCUACACCUCUUCUCUCCUCUCUGAUUGUUAUCGAACAGGCGACACAGUUUCAGGCAAGCGAAACUACACUUACAUGGAUGCUGUCCGGUCCAUUCUUGGUGGAGCUAAGUACAAGGCAUGUGGACUAAUUCAGUACCUUAAUCUUUUUGGUAUUGCAAUUGGUUACACCAUUGCAGCUUCUAUAAGCAUGAUGGCAAUUAAGCGGUCAGACUGUUUCCAUGAGAGUGGUGACAAGAACCCAUGUCCAAUGUCUAGCACUCCAUACAUGAUCAUGUUUGGGGUGGCAGAAAUUCUGCUUUCUCAGAUUCCAGAUUUUGAUCAAAUUUGGUGGCUUUCAAUUGUAGCUGCAGUCAUGUCUUUUACUUACUCGUCAAUCGGUCUUGGGCUUGGAAUUGCUGAAGUUGCAGCUACCGGGACGAUAAAGGGAACUCUCACCGGAAUAAGCAUCGGAACUGUAACACAAACCCAAAAGAUAUGGAGGAGUUUUCAAGCUCUUGGUGACAUUGCAUUUGCGUACUCAUUCUCAGUAAUCCUUAUUGAAAUUCAGGACACAAUAAAGUCACCACCAGCGGAAUCAAAGACGAUGAAGAAGGCAGCAAAACUAAGUAUUUCAGUAACAACAACUUUCUAUAUGCUUUGUGGGUGCUUCGGUUAUGCAGCUCUCGGAGAGCUUGCGCCUGGAAAUCUCCUAACAGGCUUUGGUUUCAAGCACCCAUUUUGGCUUCUGGACAUUGCCAAUGCCACCAUUGUAGUUCACCUAAUUGGAGCAUACCAAGUAUUUUGCCAACCCAUUUUCGCCUUCAUUGAAAAGAAAGCACAGCAACAAUGGCCUGAAGGUUACUUUAUAACCAAGGAAUUUAAUGUCCCAGUUCCAGGGUUCAGGCCCUAUAACCUCAAUCUGUUUAGAUUGGUCUGGAGGACAGUUUUUGUGAUCAUGACUACUGUUAUAUCAAUGUUGCUUCCGUUCUUCAACGAUGUCGUAGGGAUUCUUGGGGCAUUUGGGUUUUGGCCUUUAACAGUUUACUUCCCAGUGGAGAUGUAUAUUGCACAGAAGAAGAUACCAAAGUGGAGCACAAGAUGGGUUUGUCUCCAAAUGUUAAGUAUGGCAUGCCUAAUGAUUUCCAUUGUGGCUGGUGCUGGCUCAAUUGCAGGUGUUAUUCUUGAUCUUAAGGUCUACAGGCCAUUCAAGACAAGUUACUGAGAAUAACUGCAGAGAAGGAAACCUUAAAAAAAUUGAAAACUAGGGUUUCAUGUCCAUGAAAAAAGGACCCUCAAGCUUGGAGGUGUAAUGGUGUUGUUCAUUUGUAGUUUCAUGUUGGGUUGAAAUUGUUUCCCCCUCAUUUAUUUGUGUUCCUACAGUUGUUUUCUCAGUGUAAGUUGUAAUUAUGUUUGUGGACUCCAAAAUUAUGAAUCUCAAUCUCUUCCAUUCUCA